CCUGCGCGGGGGAGGGGUGUUUGGCCCGUCGCCAGGCGCCCAGGCCCCGGGUUCCGGGUUGGGUUCCGCUGGCACUCGCUGUCGCCAUGCAGUACACGCCGGCCUUCCUGCUCUUGCUCCUCCUCCUGGCCAUGUCUGCUCCCUCCCAGGCCUGGUCUCGGCCCCUGUGGUACCAGGUGGGGCUGGACUUGCAGCCCUGGGGGUGCCAGCCAAGCAGCCUGGACGGCUGCGGGGUCAGCCUGGGCUGUCCCGGCCAAUGGCUGGGCCUGGGGAUGAACCCCAUCUACUCGGUGACGGGGGUCAUGCUCACCAGCGCCAUGAUGCUGAUGGUGGGCCGAAAGGUGCUGCAGCGGCGGUGCCCGCAGGGCGCCAGGAGCGAGCUCCUGCAGGUGCCCGCUCACACCCCUGGACUCGGUAAGCGGCGGACCCCCAUCUCCGACCAUGCCCUUCUGGUCACGGUCCUGCACAUGUUGGACGCCCUCCUGGCCCAAAUCCAGGGCCACCUGCAGCAUCUGGCCGCGCAGCAGCCCCGGCCAAUAAAGGGCACUCCCACCCCGUGUGGGUGAUGAACACGCCUCCGUGGUGGGCCCUGGGGGGGAGGGGGGCCGAGGCGCUGGGCCCGGCUGGGACUGUGUGUCUGUCUCCCUGGUCCCCUCCUAUGUGUU
Messenger RNA from Myotis myotis, 665 nucleotides. It is a transcript of the gene TMEM89, whose product is annotated as transmembrane protein 89. The coding region runs from base 87 to 566 and encodes 159 amino acids. NCBI's taxonomy places the organism in Eukaryota, Metazoa, Chordata, Mammalia, Chiroptera, Vespertilionidae. The transcript has 2 exons. The record is from RefSeq and is a predicted model, not a curated record.